Physcomitrium patens is the source of this 3218-nucleotide messenger RNA. Its product is annotated as cilia- and flagella-associated protein 45. The record is from RefSeq and is a predicted model, not a curated record. NCBI's taxonomy places the organism in Eukaryota, Viridiplantae, Streptophyta, Bryopsida, Funariales, Funariaceae.
UUAUUUUUUUGUAAAAUACAUGUAAACAUAAUAAUCCAAGUUUGAGAUUUGCACAAAUUUUUUGAGUUUGCAAGUUCAUGAUUUUAAUAUAAAAGAUUUAACAUUUAACAUUUACAAACUUUUUUGUGCCACCAUAAAGACGUAAGACUGUUUAUUUUUUUAGGUAAUCCAAGAUUUUAGAAUCACAUGUUAUCAUAAUUAUGCAACAAUUCGGGUUUUUUAAUACUUGGGUCAUCACGUUCUUUUUUCUUUGUUGCUAAUAAAUGACAAACUAAACAUCAAAAGCUCAAUAGAGUGCAUUUGCAAUCUAAUUGCUGAAAAUUUUCUACAUUAAGAAAAUAUAAAUAGCACAAAUUUAGCAAACAAUCAAACACCCAAAUUAACUUGAAAUUUGUAAUUUUGUGGUAUCCUUCAAAAAAUUUAAAUGUUUCCUCGAAAACAUGAUUAAAUGAAAGCACAAACAAGCACAAGUGCUCAACUCAAAAUCACCAGAUCUUACACUAUUUUAACUCUUUCGUUUCAUCACAUUUGUUGAAAUUGGUCAAGUUAAGGUUGCUUUCAAGAGUAACAUUGAAUGGAAAAGUUGGAAGCAAAAUCCACAAUGAAGGGCCUAAAGCACGAAGCUAAUUGCACUCCUCAAGUCAUGUCAAAAAAGCCUUUACAACCAUCACCGGAGAACACCCACAAUCAAUGUAAAGAGGAGUAUAUGAAAAGUUUUUACUGUCAUUUGGGCACAAAGAACAAACACCCGGGUUCUAUUGAUACGAUGGUAUCACAAACACCCACUUCAAAUGUGCACCAUAAUUGUGUGAGCGAGUAUCAAAGUGAGAAGAGCAAUGCCAGUCGGAGAUAUACUCUGCUUUCAAGAACAAGUGAUGUUGAAGAAGAACUCUUUGGAAAUAAGGGGUCUCAUGGUAAUAAAACUCAGAGAAGUAUAAAGAAGCAUGAAGAAAGAAAGCCAAUAAUGGAUGAAAAUAAAGACACACUUUGUAAAGAAAAUAAUGUUGUUGUCAUUAAUUCAAAUGAUAUUGAUUUGAUCAAAAAAAAAGCAAUUAUUGUAACUCAAGCUGUCAUUGAAGAGCAAAAGAGGCAAAAAGAAGCUUUACUUGCAGAAAGAAAUGUUAAAGCAAACCAAAGAAAGGCUCUUAUGAUUAAGUUGGAAGCAGAGCGCAAGAAGAAGAGUGGGCCCAUGUCUGACUCUGAAGUGUUGAAGAAGCAAGAAGAUGCCUUAACUUUGGAGGAGGCUAAACGUGCAAUAGAAGAGAGAGAAGAUGAUGUCAAACUUAUGAAUUCAAUUAUGUCCUAUUCAAAAUGUGUAACUCAACGCGAUGCUCAAAAAAAUGAUAGGAUCAAUAGAGAGAAAGAAGAAAAAGAAUACAACCAGAAAUGGCAUGUAAUAAUGGAAGCUGCUCGGCACAAAUUGAUUGAUUUUUAUGAGAAUGAAGAAGAGAAAAAGAAAAUUGAUAGACGUGCGGGAGCCGCCAUUGUGCGCCAACAAAUUGCUCACAAUGAAAUUCAAAAGCAAAUUGCAGCUGAGCAAAAAUUACAAGAAGGACUUAAACUUCAACGAGAAUUUAAGAAUAUUAUGGAAGAGGAAGAAAAGAAAGCAGAAGCAAAGAGGCUUGAAGGAGUAGCAUUGUUAAAAUAUAUAGUAGAUCAAAACAAAGAAGAAGAAAAAGUAAAGAGAAAGAUGAAAGAAAGGGAAAUUAUUGAAGAAGAAAAGAGAAAUGCAUACAUAUUUGCAAAAGAUCAACGAGAGCAAGCGUAUAAAGAAGAACAAGAGAGGAUACAAAAACAAAAAGAAAUAGAAGCGAGUAGAAUUAGGGUUGCUCAAGAAAGAGCAAGUGGAGCUUCAGCAGCAUUGGAAGACUUAAGAAACCAACGCAUAUUUGAAGCCCAUGAAAAAGCAUGGAGAGAAAAGGAAGCAGCUGAUGCAGAAAAAAUGCGCCGAAUGAAUGCAGAACUUCAUUUUGCACGUGAGCAACAAAAGUUUCUAAAAGCAAAAGAAAUUGCAGAUCAGGCCAUUGCGGUGGAACAAGAGUAUUACAAGAUCUUAAAACUUCAAAAAGAAGGAAUUGAAUUGGAAAAGAAAGAAGAGGAAAGAUUGCAUGAAGCAAGGAUGAAGAAUCUUUUCCACCUCAAGGAACAAAUGAAGGAAAGAGAAGAAGCCACAAAAGCAACGGCAAGAGAAAAAAUCCUCGAAGGAGCCUACUCUGCAUGGAAAUGUUCCAGAAACCUUUUCAAAAAAUAGUAAAAAUGAGAAAGUUAAUUCCUCAGAAAUUUGAAGUCAAUUUUUAUGCUAAAGAAGAGGAGAGUGAUGCAACUGUGUCAUGCUCCAUGGUCUCAAGAGUUGGCUGCUUUUGAAUCCUUAUAUUAAAAAAACUGAAGUGCCAAAGAAAGACAUCAUUGGGAGCCCAGUCAAAUUAAACUCCAACUACACUGUGUUUUUCAAAGAAUUGUUUCCUGUACCGUGCACUUGUGACUCAUAUUCUUUGGAAAAAGAUUUGCUUCUAAGAAGUAGAGCAAAAUAAGAAGCGAGAAUAAAGAAUCCGACUUCAAGUUUUUGUUCGAGUUCUCAUUUCAGCCACCAGUUCCCCUUCCAUAGUUGCAGGCAUCAAUAGGACGCACCGAGACCUGGUAUUGCGGUUGUGACUUCCCAUUUUCUCUUUUGAAAGCAUCAUUUUGGAGUUCAUCCAACUGCUGAUUACUUGUUUACCUUAACCAGCUUUCACUCUAGAUGGACGUUCGACGUAGCCAACCACGGCAGAGGCUUAUCUUCUCUGCAAUACUAGACACGAUUGCCUCAAAAGACUCUGGUUUAAUACCGAACAAAAUCCCACAUCUGGAGGAAUCUGCAUUAAAAUCAAGUCAUGCCUGUUUUCCCACAUGGUUAUCAAGCCAUCUAAAUUAAGAAACCCUUCAAAAUGUUGAACGAUUUCUGUGCCCACGAACUUUGAGAUCCCACAAACCCUGUCAACGAAUGUGGUUGGAACCUGAAAACAAAUGAAAGAAGUCAAAACUGCCAGUAUUUCAAUAAUUCACCACAAAAUAAGACUUGCCAAUACACGCUCAAAUGACGGAUCACAUUGACAUGUAGUCUCUGUACACAUGCAAUUGCCAUAACCUGGUAGGUCGGAUAAUACCUCGGUUCGCUAAUUUGAGCCGCAGGUCUCAACUGUGAACACUUUUUCCUUUUACAUACCGAGUUCCUGUGACAA